CUUCCCUUAAAUGCACCAAGCUUUAUUAACCAAAACCUGCACUGUCUCUAGUACUUGCAUCUAAUGGAGGAAGAGAGAGAAUGAGAGAAAUAAGGGAAGAAUAAGAGGAGUAAGCAGCACCAAGGAGAGCCAGACUUGGCGCUUAGGCUUUUAUCGCUUAUUAUUAGGAACUGCGGCACUACCACGCUAUUCUCCUGGCGUUCGUGCUGCCUCUCAGACCCAUGGCUUGCAGGAAGGGAGAGCUUUUUCUUAAAAUCUUGCUGUUCCUCAGCAUAUUUGGAUCAACACAAGGUAGGGGGUUCCACAAGCGGAGGCAUCCACAUCUGGAGAGAGCAAGCAGGUUCUCCUCAACACCACCACAAGGGUAUGACUACAUCAUAGUUGGUGGGGGAACAGCAGGGUGCCCCUUGGCUGCCACCCUUUCUCAGAGAUACAAAGUUCUGCUGCUGGAGAGGGGAGGCUCCCCCUAUGGCAAUCGCAACAUCUCCUACUUGGAGAACUUCCACAUCUCUCUGGCUGACACCUCUCCCACUGCUCCUUCUCAACCAUUCAUCUCCACCGAUGGUGUCAUCAAUGCCCGAGCUAGAGUUUUAGGUGGGGCGACUUGCAUCAAUGCCGGCUUCUACACCAGAGCCAGCCCAAGCUACGUGAGGGAGGCAGGUUGGAACGGUGAGCUGGUGAAUGAGUCAUAUCCAUGGAUCGAAAAGAGGAUCGUUCACUGGCCCAAGAUCGCACCAUGGCAAGCCGCACUAAGGAAAGGGCUGCUGGAAGCUGGGGUGUCACCUUUCAAUGGCUACACCUACGACCAUCUGUAUGGGACUAAGGUUGGCGGCACCAUCUUCGACAAGCAUGGAUUCCGAAGCACUGCUGCUGAUCUGCUCGCCGCCGGACAUAGAAGGAAUCUCAGGGUCUUGCUUCAUGCCACAGUUCAGAAGAUUAUUUUCGAUACGCAAGGGCAGCAGCCCAAGGCAGUGGGAGUCCUCUUCAAGGAUGAGAACGGCAUGCAACACCAAGCAGUCCUCAAUGAUGGGGGGAGCAGUGAGAUUAUAUUGUCCGCUGGUACAAUUGGAAGCCCUCAGCUGCUGCUUCUGAGUGGAAUUGGACCCGAGGAAGAUCUCAGGAAGCUAAACAUUCCGGUGGUCCUCGACAACCAGUACGUCGGAAAAGGCAUGUCGGACAACCCAAUGAAUUCCAUUUUCAUACCCACCAAGAAGCCUAUGAAGCAGUCCCUGAUACAGACCGUCGGGAUCACGAAGGCCGGUUCGUUCAUCGAGGCCAGUAGCGGGUUCAGCGAGUCAUCGGACAGCAUCCAUCGCCACCAUGGGAUCAUGUCAGCUGAGAUUGGGCAGCUCUCCACCAUCCCUCCAAAGAAACGGACCCUGGAAGCAGCCAGGCAGUAUGCUAAGAACAAGGGGAGCCUCCCUCGGGAGGCAUUCCAAGGGGGCUUCAUACUGGAGAAGAUCGACGGCCCGCUCUCCACCGGCGAACUCAGCCUCGUCGACACAAAUGUGGACAGCAACCCCUCCAUCACCUUCAACUACUUCAGCCACCCGCACGACCUCCGGCGGUGCGUCUACGGGAUCAGGAUGAUCGAGAAGAUUGUGCAGACGAGGCAAUUUGCUAGCCUCUCUGAUGAUGACUGUGGCCACUCCAUGCAGAGGUUGCUGAACAUGAGCGUGAAGGCAAAUGUGAACUUGAUACCGAAGCACACCAAUGAUACCGCAUCCAUCGAGCAGUUCUGCAGGGAUACAGUGACCACAAUCUGGCACUACCAUGGCGGAUGCCAUCUGGGCAAGGUGGUGGACCGUGACUACCGGGUUCUCGGCAUCGCCGGCCUGCGGGUGAUCGAUAGCUCGAUAUUCUUUAACUCGCCGGGGACUAACCCUCAGGCAACUGUCAUGAUGCUCGGCAGAUACAUGGGAGUAAAGGUACUCAGGGAGAGGUUAAGGAGAGCAGGAGGAGUACUGUAGCUCUCUCUGUGACUGAUGUUGCGUUGAGAGAAAAAAGAAAAAAGAACGAAAAGAAUGUAUUGUACCAACUUUUACCAGUUUCAUCUCGAUGUAUUCAAAUAAAAAAACAAAAGUAGAGAAGAAAUGGAAAAUUCAUCCGUUCUAGCC
Molecule: messenger RNA, 2117 nt
Organism: Phoenix dactylifera (date palm)
Lineage: Eukaryota; Viridiplantae; Streptophyta; Magnoliopsida; Arecales; Arecaceae
Product: protein HOTHEAD-like
Molecular function (GO): oxidoreductase activity, acting on CH-OH group of donors; flavin adenine dinucleotide binding
Source: RefSeq, a predicted model, not a curated record